AUGGCUCCUCGACGCGGUGGCGGUGGUGGCUAUUACAGCAGCUCGAGCAUAUCAUGCAGUAGCACCGCCUUUUCGGACGAACAGUCCAGAGUCAACAUUGCCUUUGCUGCACUGUGGUUUGUCGUUGCUGUGGUACUCUUCUUCGUUGCCACAAAGCGCUUUGGUCUGAGCAAGAAACAAGGCAGUCCUGUCGUUGGCAGCGUCUUCCUGAGCUUCUCCAUCUUCUUCGCCUUUGGGGCUCAACUCAUCUAUAUCAUCGUCACAACGCUGGCCGAAUGCGGCACCGGGGGCUACUACAGUUACGUGGCCAUCAUCAUCUUCGACUGGAUAGAUAAUGCCUCAGUGUUCAUCCUGACUGCCUUUAUCCUGACAACGGUCUGCCGCAAACUUCAGAGCGAAUUUUCCCGCGUCCAGCCGGCUAUCCUCACGCUCCAGGCCGUGUGGGCUGCCCUGUUGGGAGUUCUCCUCGUCGCGGUGCUAUCCAUCAGCACGGCCAUGUACCACUACUCGUAUUCGGACGACAGCGACUAUUCCAAGAUCUAUGAUCUCAAGAUUCCGUUGCGAGGUGUCCAGACAACAUACUAUGCUCUCGCCGUCGCCGGCCUUCUCGUUGCGUCAGCGUCCAUGCUGAAGGCGCUCUUCAGCGCCCCGGCAUAUCUCCGCAAAGGAACUAUCUCAAAAUGGGUCCCCGUCCUUGCCCUCUCUGCACUCGGCUACUCCGCAGCCUUUCUCGGGACUUACAUCCAAUCCGCGUACUUCUUUUCAAGAAUAUCCUCGACCGCGAGCGAAAAGAGCUAUAUCCACGGCCAGCAGGCUGGUGGCUUCUUAGCCCGGUUCUUCUACUUUGUCGCGUUCUAUGCGGUCCUCCAGGUUGCCAGCUACCGCUCUCAGGCUGGAGCUGCUAACGCGCGCCCUACCAGUAUGAAUCCGACAGCGGUGCCGCCUCCCCAGGGGCAGCCGACUUAUAACCUGAACCAUGGAUAUGACUCGCGUUUGAGCUAUGGGGCGAAUGGGUACCAGCAGAGUCAGAGUACUCAGUACGGGGGAUACCAGCCGAAUCAGCAGUAUAACGAUACCCACCCGGUGAGGUACUGA
Messenger RNA from Aspergillus versicolor CBS 583.65, 1095 nucleotides. RefSeq lists its product as uncharacterized. NCBI's taxonomy places the organism in Eukaryota, Fungi, Ascomycota, Eurotiomycetes, Eurotiales, Aspergillaceae. Bases 1 to 1095 code for a protein of 364 amino acids. The transcript is spliced from 3 exons. The record is from RefSeq and is a predicted model, not a curated record.